This is a messenger RNA of Astyanax mexicanus (Mexican tetra), 2174 nucleotides long. RefSeq names its product protein phosphatase 2, regulatory subunit B', epsilon isoform a (gene ppp2r5ea). Gene Ontology annotation, molecular function: protein phosphatase activator activity. Bases 620 to 2026 code for a protein of 468 amino acids. Lineage: Eukaryota; Metazoa; Chordata; Actinopteri; Characiformes; Acestrorhamphidae. Gene Ontology annotation, biological process: signal transduction; protein dephosphorylation. The record is from RefSeq and is a predicted model, not a curated record. Gene Ontology annotation, cellular component: cytosol; protein phosphatase type 2A complex; nucleus. The transcript has 14 exons.
GUGCCGUGCGCUGUGUUUUGAGAGAGAGAGAAAAAACUUGGCACUGUGGAGCUCGCUAGCGUUUUCUUAUCGGAACGGGGCGAUACUGCUGGUGGAGUCUGUAGCUGAGUAUUAGCGGGCUGCAGCGGGGGAGAGGCGCGGGCUCUGAGCGGCGGGGAGAGCGGGGGAUGUAGCCAGACACCACGUCCCGUUUACGGUUAGCCGAGUCGCGGUGGCGGACGCUUCCCGCAGCCUGGCGGGGACGGUAACAGUAGCGAGAGAGGAGGGAUUAGCCAGACGGUCUGUCUGCCCGCUGUAGCUUAGCUUAGCCUAGCUUAGCAAUGCUGGAGACAUCAGCAGCCUGCUGUGGAGCUCAGUAAGUAGACCGCCUGCAGGACCACCCGGGCCUUCCCCGCCCUCUGUAGACCGACACACGGGCAGGGCGGUCGGCGCUGAUCGGGGAACAUCGGCGGAUCACUGCUAGCUGCUGUUAGCUAGCUUAGUUAACCUAGCUAGCGUGUGAGGCUAGGUUAGGACAGUCAGCGAGCCUCGGGGACGUUGGCUCGCUACACCCUCGCCCUGCACAUUCACUUAGUGAAGAGUCGAGGCAGCUGGAUCGGAGAAUAGACGGUUGAGGGCUAUGUCUUCAGCAGCCACCGCGCCCCCGUCCGUAGAUAAGGUGGACGGCUUCUCCAGGAAGUCAGUCCGGAAAGCAAAGCAGAAGCGAGCGCAGAGCUCAUCUCAGUUCAGAUCUCAGGACAAGCCCAUUGAGCUGGUGCAGUUGCCGCUGCUGAAAGAUGUCUCUGCCCAAGAGCAGCCAGAGUUGUUCCUGAAGAAGCUGCAGCAGUGCUGCACGCUUUUUGACUUCAUGGACACGCUGUCUGACCUCAAGAUGAAGGAGUACAAGCGCUCCACUCUCAACGAGCUGGUGGACUAUGUGACGGUCAGCCGGGGCUACCUGACUGAGCAGACUUAUCCUGAAGUCGUCAAAAUGGUGUCCUAUAACAUAUUCCGGACUCUUCCGCCCAGUGACAGUAAUGAAUUUGACCCAGAGGAGGAUGAACCCACUCUAGAGGCUUCAUGGCCACACUUACAGCUUGUCUAUGAGUUUUUCAUUCGCUUCCUGGAGAGUCAGGAAUUUCAGCCCAGCAUUGCCAAAAAAUACAUUGACCAAAAAUUUGUACUACAGCUCCUGGAGCUUUUUGACAGUGAGGACCCUCGGGAGAGGGACUGCCUGAAGACUGUCCUGCACAGAAUUUACGGCAAGUUCCUCGGCCUCAGGGCCUUCAUCCGCAAACAGAUCAACAACAUUUUUCUAGGGUUUGUGUAUGAAACGGAGCAUUUCAAUGGAGUGGCUGAGCUGCUAGAGAUCUUGGGAAGCAUCAUCAAUGGUUUUGCACUUCCUCUAAAAGCUGAACAUAAGCAGUUCCUGGUGAAAGUGUUGCUGCCCCUGCACUCAGCCAGGAGUCUGUCCCUCUUCCACGCACAGCUGGCGUACUGUAUCGUACAGUUCCUAGAGAAAGACCCCACGCUAACAGAACCUGUGAUAAGAGGAUUGUUGAAGUUUUGGCCAAAAACCUGCAGUCAGAAAGAGGUCAUGUUCCUCGGAGAGCUGGAGGAGAUCCUUGAUGUGAUUGAGCCCACACAGUUUGUCAAGAUCCAGGAGCCACUGUUCAAGCAGAUCUCCAGAUGUGUGUCCAGCCCACAUUUUCAGGUGGCAGAGCGAGCCUUGUACUACUGGAACAAUGAGUACAUUAUGAGUCUGAUUGAAGAGAACUCCAGCGUCAUCCUGCCCAUCAUGUUUGCCAGUCUCUACCGGAUCUCCAAAGAGCACUGGAACCCAGCGAUAUCUGCUUUAAUCUACAAUGUGCUGAAAGCAUUCAUGGAGAUGAACAGCGCACUGUUUGAUGAACUUGCUGCCACUUACAAAUCAGACCGUCAGAGGGAAAAGAAGAAGGAGAAGGAUCGCGAGGACUUGUGGCGGAAGCUGGAAGAGUUGGAGCUGAGGCGGGGCAUCCAAAACAGCGAUGGCAUCAUUCCCACCUAACAUGGAUGUCUAACUCCACCCCUCCAACCAAUGGCCCUUUUUUUCUGCCACAGGGACACCACCCCCCCUCCAUGCUUCUUGUGCUACAUGAAUUACUGUACACUCCUGCGUUUGUCUGUCCUGUCCUUUUUUCUUUUUUUCCCCCUUU